Messenger RNA from Schistocerca gregaria, 1855 nucleotides. RefSeq names its product glucose-6-phosphate 1-dehydrogenase-like. The record is from RefSeq and is a predicted model, not a curated record. NCBI's taxonomy places the organism in Eukaryota, Metazoa, Arthropoda, Insecta, Orthoptera, Acrididae. Gene Ontology annotation, molecular function: NADP binding; glucose-6-phosphate dehydrogenase activity. The coding region runs from base 362 to 1855 and encodes 497 amino acids. The transcript is spliced from 4 exons. Gene Ontology annotation, biological process: glucose metabolic process; pentose-phosphate shunt, oxidative branch.
GGUCUAUGCGUGGUGCCUUGAAACUGCUUGACGUACAUGCUUCGGAUAUUCGCCUGUCAAAAAUCGAACGUCAAAUUUAUUUUUGAGCGUGUCUGAGGCAUUUCUCAAGUGUGUCAACUUCGAAUUCCACAAGUACAGAGUAUCUGGCAGACCGAGCGCCUUCGUCGCUCUGGUCCUGUCCGAAACGGCGCCAACCCUGGUUUUCUCGCAAUCACUAUCUAUCCGCAAGGCCGCUGUAUUUCUAACGCGGUUUCGAGUAGCGGGUCACUUUUGAGUGUCUGAAUCUGGUUUUUUGUGCCAGCUCGAUGCUGCAAAACGACGCAUUGACGAACUGGAGGUGCUGGUGAGGCAAAAACAAGCCAUGUCUUCUGGACAUGAGGAAUCGCGAGAUGAAAAGGGGAGUGACAGAAAUGUCGCGAUGGUCGUGUUUGGGGCGUCAGGUGACUUGGCGAAGAGGAAAACGUAUCCUGCGCUGUAUCACUUGCAUGCAAAAAAGCUGAUUUGCAAGGACGUUUUGGUUGUUGGAUACGCUCGAACGAAGAUGAAUGCGGACGAAUUCGGAGCCUACAUGCGCGACGAUGUGCUCAAAAAAAGCGACGGAUUUGAGGAGUUUUUGUCUCGCUGUUGCUACGUUUCUGGGAAUUACGACAAACCAGACGAACUCCUGCAAAUCGACAAGGAGGUGCGAACGCGCCUUCAGCUUGAGCCAGAGGCUGCUUACGACAGAAUCUACUACUUGGCCCUGCCGCCGGUGAUGUACGAGCCGGUUUUGAAGGCGUUGCACGAUUCUGGGAUAAACAAGAAGGGCUCUACUCGCGUCAUAAUUGAGAAGCCGUUUGGCCAUGACUUGGAAUCGAGUUGCAGGAUGAACUCUAACCUGCUGAGGAUGUACCAGGAGAGUCAGCUAUAUCGCAUCGACCAUUAUUUGGGGAAGGAGAUGGUAUUGAACAUGAUUGUUUUGAGGUUUGCGAAUUCGGUAUUCGAGCCCAUUUGGAACAAUCGCUACAUUUCGAACGUGAAAAUCACACUUAAGGAGGAUUUCGGGACUCAGGGUCGCGCGGGCUACUUCGACAAGUACGGGAUCAUAAGGGACGUGAUGCAAAACCACUUGAUGCAGAUAUUUGCGCUGAUUGCUAUGGAGUCGCCCGUGUCGUUGUCGGCCGAGGACGUUCGGGACGAGAAGGUGAAGCUUCUUCGCUGCUGUCCGCCUAUCUCGAUGGACGACUUGGUGGUAGGGCAGUAUGGGACGGACGCGACGGGGAAGGUUGUGCCCUACCUAAAGGAGGAGGGUGUUGCUCAAGAUUCGAUUACGCCGACUUUCGCGGCGGCGAUUAUCAGGAUCAACAACCCUCGUUGGUCCGGCGUGCCCUUCAUUGUAAAGUGCGGAAAGGGGCUGAACGAGCGCAAGACGGAGGUGCGCAUACAGUUCAAGCAAGUGGGAUCUCACUUGUUCAAGGAUGUGGCUCCGAACGAGUUGGUGUUUAUCAUACAGCCCAAGGAGGCGAUUUAUUUGAAGAUGAUGAGCAAGGUGCCUGGAUUUAAGAACGAGCUGGUGCAGAGCGAGCUGAACCUGUCUUAUGAUCAGCGGUAUGGAAAUGGGGACCAGCCGGAUGCAUACGAGCGCCUGAUUCUGGAUGCGUUUAAGACAGAGCACAAUUUGUUUGUGCGGACGGAUGAAUUAGAGGCGUCUUGGAGCAUUUACACGCCUGUGUUGCAUUAUUUGCAAGCCAACAGAGUUAAGCCGACUAUAUACGAAUUUGGAACGCGGGGUCCGAAGGAGAGCGAUUACCUGGCUUACCGCUAUGGGUGGGAGCGUCAUGAAGGGUAUUGCUGGCCGCAGUAUAAAUCAGUAUAA